AUGCCAUUGAUCAUGGAGGAAGCUAUCAAUGUCGACGACCUCUUCGGUGAGGCCCAUUCCUUGGAUCUGGGGUUACCCCCGGCACCGGCCCCGCCCACCAAAGGGCUGGCCCAAUGUCUCGAUGAGAUGCGCCUGCUGGGUUGUCGCCAGAAGGUGGCCUGGUCCCGCCUAGGAGGCAUAGCCUACAUCGCCUCCGAUGGAGUGCGAGUAUGUGUGCGAAACCUUCAAUCUCGUUCCUCUGAUGGGAAAUGGGUUCUGAGUGACGAGUUCCCUUUGGGACCGGUCACUGAAGCUCAUAAUGGCAAUCUGCUGCUUCAUCUCUCCUGGAACGAUGCCGGAUCGGAGCUGGCCGUCGUCGACUGUUUGGGUCGGGUGUCUAUAUAUUCAGUCUUUAUGGCCUUGAAUAAUAUUACAGGCCUGCGCCAGGCAACCUACGACUCUAGUGAUGAUAGUAAUCAGAUUGUUGGCCUGAUGUGGCUCAAUCCUGGGCGUCAGGUUCAUGCUUUCCAACAAGCAGCAAAGCUUAACAACAGAUGGGCAUAUUCGCCAUUCCGCUGGCGUCCAACCCAUCCCUCUCAUCCUGCCGGGAAAAGUUCCUUGAUCUCUGUCACACGAGCAGGCCAGAUCAAACUGAUGUACCAGAACAUGGAUGGCAAGUGGGCUGAGGUCCCUGCCGAAUUGAAGAAUACCGGAUAUUCAGAUCGGUUAUUGACACACGCAGCUAUGGUCGCCACGCAAGGAACCAUCUUGCUGGCCACUUACUCUGUAUGCCAGAAGAUCUGUCUAUAUCGAGUUGAAGUUUCUUGGAAUCCCAACAAAUGGGACCCUACCGCAAUCAGAAGCCCUAACAAAUGGCCGAUCCCCUCCCUUCGCCUCCUCCACUACAAAAUCGAUAUGCCCAGCAACAUCUUGAACGUCAACCUCGGCUCUGAAGAGCACUCGGAUCAACCAAUGCCAUUUCCCAACUCGGUAUACUCGUUGACCCGUCUUGAAGUCAUCCCCGGACAGGUCGAUAGCCCUACGGGGCCAACUACCACCAGCCCUUGGAUUCUGGGGGUCUUCUCCAAACCCCUCCAUGCCACGCCAGAAUAUCCAGACCAGCAAGGUCCUCUCAGUGUGAUUGUUCGAUGGCAACUAGACUCCGCACAGCAAACAUUCCACCCCAAAUUCGACGAGGUUGCGUCAAAGAAGAAUAACGCACAGGCUAGGCCCAAAAUCGAGAUGCGUCGACUCGAAGACAUCCACCUACAUAAAUAUAUUAUUUCAGUGGACCUGAUGGAGCACGUUACGGCUCCUGCCCUGGCACUUACUCAUGAUGAUGGUUCUAUUACGUUCUACGAAACGAAGACCAUGACUAUGUUCAAUGGGUUGGAUGAUGCCAAUACGGUCAACUGCUUGGCCCAGGCAGGUUUCCAGUAUCCAAUGGAUACACCAGGCCUUUCUAUCGCGUUCUCUCCAAACUCUUGCGCUGCAGUGGCAUUGGACAGCGAGGGACAAUCUCGGCUGAGAUGGAUGGAGCACACCUUUGGAUCCAGUGGUGGUCUUUAUGAUGAGAGUAAAUUCUCCGCUGCGAUUGCGGCAUUGACUCUGGCUUUCAGCCGUGGCUCUGGCAGUGAUGCCAAUACGGACGACAUUCUGAUGAUUGUCCUGGGGCAGCUUUCUCCCGAAAACCAAUCCACCUUCCUCAGCGAAGUAUAUCGUGCAUUGUCUGUCAACUGCAACUUCACUGUUGAACAGGAAAAGCUUUUGACACAUGCAUACAUCCCGCGAGCACUUAGCUUACAAGCUAGUCUGGGCUUCAAGGGAAGAAGCCAUCCCCGGACUCUGUCGUCGGCUAUUUCUUGGGCUAUCCUACAGCUACGACAUUCUUCUGUGCUCUACGCAGCCUACUUCCAGAACAGCAAGAACGUGCCCGCCGAGGCCCAUGAUUCAGGAAUUCUACAUGCCCUCCUAGGAAACACGAAAUGGGCUCUCGAUUUCUCCCAUUAUAUCCUAAGCGAGAUCUUCGAUCUAGCCGAUGAUUUUGAAAAUGUUCUCCAUGACUCGGAAGCAUUUACUCAAAAACUGAAAACAACAACAUCCCUCCCCCUCCUCAUCCUCCUCUCCAGCAUGUCCCGCGCCUUCAUGCGCUUCAUCUGCCGCGGCCUCCGCGGUCUCCGCAACGGCUUCGAGCAAAUAAACCCAGCAAUGCUCGAACCCGAAUCCCGCGUCUACUACAUCGACAUCUGCCAAGCGCUCGAAACCUCACCGGUCCGCGUGGACAUCUACGAAAAGUUUCUAGCAGGCGUCGACUCCGCCGUCAAACACGCCUACCAAGGCUCCGGCUUCGGAGACGCCGAACGGCCCAGUCCAGAGAAAGAACUUCUCGUGAACGCACGUAUCCCACCGGUCCUCAUCUCCGCCGUUGAAACGCUACUCAGUCAAACUGUCCCGUCGAUUCGAUCGGAGAUUAACCGGAAGGACAUCGUGCUGGGUGAUUACAGUUGGCUCGGUUUCGGGAAUGACCCGCGGACGGUGGCGUAUCGGAAGCGUCGUGAUGUCGAUAUCUUGAUGAAACUCCCCCUACGCCCUGUGGCCGCGGGACGAGACAUUUCGGGGCCCGCGCAGAUGUUGAGGAGACGUCGGUGUGUGCGCUGUUGUGAGGUUUCUGGGGAUGGGGGCCGGCCUAGGACGGGUCCUUGGACGAAGAUGAUGCAUCGGCUUAAUUUGCUUCGCACUUGUGCUUGUGGUGGGGCGUGGGUUAUGGAGAUUCCUGAGUCUGGUGGUGAUGGUGCGGGUGCGCAGGGUGCUGGGGCGUUAGUGUCGGGGCAUGUGUCGGCGUCGAGGGCUGUGGGUGUUAUGGGGUCAUAG
Penicillium cataractarum is the source of this 2850-nucleotide messenger RNA. RefSeq names its product mediator of RNA polymerase II transcription subunit 16. Gene Ontology annotation, cellular component: mediator complex. The transcript has 10 exons. Bases 1 to 2850 code for a protein of 949 amino acids. NCBI's taxonomy places the organism in Eukaryota, Fungi, Ascomycota, Eurotiomycetes, Eurotiales, Aspergillaceae. Gene Ontology annotation, biological process: positive regulation of DNA-templated transcription. The record is from RefSeq and is a predicted model, not a curated record.